Molecule: messenger RNA, 2603 nt
Organism: Ostrea edulis (European flat oyster)
Lineage: Eukaryota; Metazoa; Mollusca; Bivalvia; Ostreida; Ostreidae
Product: synaptotagmin-15-like
Exons: 8
Coding region: 470-1855 (461 amino acids)
Biological process (GO): regulation of calcium ion-dependent exocytosis; calcium-ion regulated exocytosis; cellular response to calcium ion
Molecular function (GO): syntaxin binding; phosphatidylserine binding; clathrin binding
Source: RefSeq, a predicted model, not a curated record
CAACUCGCUAUCAAAAUCGCCAGCAGCACGGGGCGAUUAAAAUAGAAAUAAAACAACCAUGUAGUCAGGCAUUCUUUACCGACAAUAGAUGACGGCUAAAUUAUCGUAUGAUAUAUAUUUCUGUGAAGUGACUAUUUCGUGUGAAGCUCGUUAUAUUUAUACAGAAGGCCGUUAUGUAACAAAUAUCUACACAUCCUGUUAAACGGUGGUUCCAUUUCACAAUUCAAACACAUUGGGCCAAUCAUACUUUCACUAACUUUUUACUGGUUGGCGUGGAGAAUCAUAAAAAGAAGCGAAGUUCCGACAUCGGGGACCACGUAAUCGUGAGUGAUAAGAACUCGGGCACUUUAAAUGAAGGCAAAGAUAUCGUGACUCGCGUUUCUUCAGGUAAAUAUUGAUCCCUUUUGACGUCAGAACUCUACCACAGUACAACGUGGAAACUGUGAAUUCAGACCAUGUAGCGCAAGGGAUGGGGGUCCUCGACAUCAGGACCACCGACAAAGGAGGGGGUACUACUCCCAAUCUCACCACCCCUGGGACGGGACUAGGAACGGAAUUACCAACGGAAUUACCUUGGUACAAAGAUAACCAGAUCCUGGUGACCAUUGGAUAUGUAGCCGGAGUCAUUGUGUUUGUCAUCUUUCUUAUCGUCACGGUUCUGAUCUGUCGUCAUUACAAGAAGCGAAGAAAAUGGAGGAACGAAUGGGAUGAAUCGAACAAAAUUCUCGAAUCAAAAUCAGCCCCCAUCUCGAGAAAUCCUUCUCCAAAACCAGUGAAGAGAAAAUCAUGUCCGGAUGUUUCCCCAGAUGUGCGUGGCAUUGUUGUCCGUUCCAUGACGAUUGACAAAGUUCCGGAUUUUUCACUUCCGCCCGAGAGAAUCCAGCCCAGAAAUACAUAUGACGCCAUUCAGGGACCGACCCAGCAGCACACCACCCAUAGCUUUGUGGGUCAUGUGCAGCCAGAUCUUUAUAAGUGCACAACAUUUUCGGACGAGGAGUCGUUGUACCUUCCUCCCAGCGAACAUGGUAGACUCUGGUUCUCCGUGCUGUGUGACCUAGCUGUGGAACAGCUCAACGUGACCCUGAUAAAAAUUCGAGAACUACCAGGAAGAGGGAGAGAUAACAGCCCCAGGGAUCCUUUUGUCAAAAUAUUUCUUCUACCCGACGAACGCAAUUGUAAAGUGUCGAAAGUGAGGCGGAAAACGCUUACGCCGGUGUAUAACGAGAGCGUUACGUUUCAGAUAUCUCCGGAUCAUCUGAAAACCAGGGUGCUACGUUUCUCCGUUUAUGACGUAGACAAACGGCGAAUCCGUCAUUCCUUGGGUCACAUUUUGGUUCCUUUACAAGACAUUGAUCUUACCAGAGGUGACGUCAUGUACAGAGACCUCGAACUAAGUUCACAGGUUUAUGCAGCGAUGGGAGAAAUAAACAUAGGGCUUAAUUAUAUGCCUCAUGUCGAGAAAAUUAAAGCGGUUAUCAUAAAAGCGAGAAAUCUUCGACAGAUUGACAUUGACCAGAACAAACACGUUUUUGUACGCGUACAGUUGUUGCAUGGGCGUAAAGUUUGCAAGACGAAGAACACUAUGCAGCAGCGGGCCUCGACAGAACCGACUUUUAACGAAUCCUUCUCCUUCUCUGUGUCAGGAAAAGUUGUCGACACUUGUAGUUUUGAAAUCUCGUUGAUGACGACAACAAAGACGCCAUUCAGCCAUGACGAAAUAUAUGGAAAGACUGUGAUUGGUUCGUUUAUGUUCGCUCGCGGGACCGAACUUCUUCACUGGCAGGAGAUGAUGAACAACACUCGGUCUACUAUCGUCAAGUGGCACCAGCUGUCGGGGGCAGCCCACCAUACUUAAAAUUAUUGACCCAUCCCUGGCACGGUCACAAACAACGCAAUCAAAGGAUCUGUACAUCUGUACGGGAGAGAUUAGUGUACCCCACUGUCUAAGCAAGGAUGUACGGGAAUUUAACAACGUCUAUCAAUACACUCAGAGGUCAAAGUGUAUUGAGUUAGUGUUAAUUUGCCUGUACACGUCCUGGAUCAGACUAACUUUUUUUUCUUAUGUAACUUUCUUCCUGAAACGUGUACAUGUUGUGUAUAGUAACUUACAUGACUGUAAACGUUUUUUCCCAGGUAAUAAUAAGCGGAUUCUCUUGGGGUAUUUUAACAAUCAACUUGAGCAUUACAGAAUCAACGUAAUUUAGCACACCAGUAAUGUCUUAAGAUUGUAGUUAUUAUAAAAUUUACUGGGGGGGUGGGUGGGUGGGGGUGGGGGUCCAUCCAAAAACGGGGAUGUCAGACCAUCCUAAAUGGCAAAACAUGACGUAUUCUUUGAAAAAAGGUGAAACUUUAGGUGGGGGUUGUAAUCCAUCUGCAUUCUAGAUUAGCCACUGGGUUGUAAUACAAUACUUCAAAAAAUUAUUUUUUUUGUUUUAAAACAUUUGUAUUGAAAUUUUGAUGUCUUGAAUCUACAUAGUGAAAAUCAAUGCUACAUCAUUUUUUUUUUAGAAUUUACAUUUAAUGACCACAAGGCGCUACUUACAGAUACUUGUGAUAUGAUACAAUGUUAUAAAGCAAUUGUCCAUAAAAUCAAUUUAACUACA